UAAUGAUGAAAAUAAGAAAGAAUUGUUAAUUUGAACCGAUGAUAAUGGCUGCAAAUUAUUUUUCACGUACUAUAUUACGUUAAAUGUAUUUAAGUAUUAGCAAUUAAAUUAAAAUAAGAAUGAACGUAGUUAACUGGACAAAUAAUAACAAUGAAUCGUAAUCAAAGUCAAUUAGGUAAUCCUCUGAGACACUGCCUGUUAUAAAAAAAAGAAUUUCAAAAAGACUGUAAAAACACAUAUAAGAUACUUCUUUCAAAGAAUUGUAUAAAUAGUAGAAGCUUGCUGAAAUUGUUUAAAAGGCUAUGGAGAGAAAUGAAUGUCAAUACGAGGAAUAUGAUGAGAUAAAGAUUUGUGGUGAGAUAAUUAAACUCAAUGACAAAGUGAUUAUCAAAAAUGAAGAUAGCAAUGUUGAGGAUUAUAUUGGAGCAAUAAAUAAAAUUUGCUCAGUCGUAGAGCCUAGUACACUAAAAUUAAUAUGUCUCUGUGAAGUGUAAUGGUUUAUGAGAAAGAAUGAAAUAAUUUGUCAUAAACCAAGAGCACGAAGUUGGAUUGGCAAUUAAGAAAUCUUCUCUACUAAUACCAAUGAUUAUGUAUUAGCAUAAACAAUCGUUCAAAAAUGUACAGUUGUUGAUUGUGAGGAAUACUUCAAUAUGGAAAAUUGUGAUUCUACUACUUAUUAUAAUCGAUUGGAAUGGGAUGUGGAAUGCAAGAAAUUUACAAAUAUGAAUACAAUUAAGUUAUAUUGUUUAUGCUAACAGCCUUGGAAUCCAGAGUUAAACUAUAUUUAAGUAAUAUUUUAUUAUUAUAAUUAGUGUGAUAAAUGUUAAAAAUGGUACCAUUUUGAAUGUGUGGGUUUAAAAGAGGGAUCAUAUGAAAACAAGGAAUAUGCAUGUGGGUAUUGCAAUUGA
Molecule: messenger RNA, 908 nt
Organism: Paramecium pentaurelia
Lineage: Eukaryota; Ciliophora; Oligohymenophorea; Peniculida; Parameciidae
Source: the annotation of a GenBank genome assembly